UUCUUGCUUCUGUCAUGAGAUAAAUAAGCACAUUUAAGUUGCUGUUUGGUGAAGAGUUUUAUGAGAAAUAUGUAUAGAUCAGCUUGAAGAUUUCUUUAGAAAUUUAGCCUGUAUAACCGCUUUGUAGAUAUAUGGAGCGUCGAGAUCAAAAUAUCGCUCUAGCUACUUUUUCCGAGUGGGUGCGCACCAUUUAUGUCUUCUCAGCAGGGCUUAUAAAAGACAAUAAUCAUCUGGUUUACUGAGGGUGGCUGGUCUGUGUUACCCUAAGUGGAAAAAAGUCUUACUUUCGAAUAGAGACACUUAAAAUCUGUACCGAAUCCAAUAAUAUCCGAUCUUAUAUUUCAUUACACUGUACCAAAGAAACAGGAGCACCCGCCCCUCAUUUCUAGGCCAGCUCGUGCGCUUGAACUAUGGAAAAGAAACAGACCCCUAUUAGAGGUCACGUGACAAGAAAAACCUAAACAAACGCGCGGAAGUUGGUUCAAAAAAUUUACAAAAUUAUUCUUGAAGUGUUUGUAAUGUCAGACGUGGAAUUGUGCAGAGAAGAAGCAGAGAGAAACCAGUUGGCACGUCAACAUUUUCAGCGUCGUUUAUUGUGUGCAGCAUUGGGGGGAUUUUCUCUCAACGUCACGCGGAACAAAACCCACCGAGUGAACAACAACGUGGCUGUCCAACACUGUCAACAAACAAUGAUGGGAAAACAUUGGGAACAGUGGAAGGAGCGCCUGGAGGAGGCUGAAGAUGAGAAUUAUCAACCCCUAACUGAGAAGGCUCAGAUCAACUACCGGAUUUCUCUGCUGAGGAGCUUUUUUCACAUCUGGAGAAAGAAACUUGCUGAACAGAGACAUAUGCAGAGAAUGGAGAGUCGUGCAGACGUGUGGUUUUCUGAGCGCAUUUUAUCUGAAUAUUUCAAGUCAUGGGUGGAGCUGACUCAUCAAGAACAGAGAAGACAUGUAGCUGAGGCUUUUGACCGCCAGCGUGUGACCACCUGGGUGAUGGACACCUGGUGGAGACAGUUAGAGACACACAAAGAGGAGAUGCUCUCAGAGCGGAUGACAGUUCUCCACGCCGAGCAGCAUCACCUGCAGAGCGCCUGGGCUCGAUGGAGACGGCUCACGAGGCAGCACAUGGAAGAGGCAGAGAAGGAGGAGGCUGGGCGUCACCUGGACGUUCACAGACUCCUCAGUGACGCGGUGGCGCAGUGGAAGAGUAACAGCUGUAAGAUACGAGACAGGAGAGACCGAGAGCAGCAGGCCUGUCGUCAUGGUGACUUGUGCUGCGUGAGAUGGGCUGUAGAGAAAUGGAAAAAGUUUGUACAAAUCCAGAGAAAGAAGAGAUGCAAGAUGAAAGAAAUCCAAAGUUACCAUGAAGUCAGACUCCUCAAACGCUUCUUUGAGGCCUGGAAGAAACAUCACAUCCUGGUGACUCAGGUGGACGAACAAGCGGACGAAGUUUACAGUCUGAAAACUCGCCGUUUUCUCAGGAAGGUUUUAAACACAUGGAGAGAAAAAGCGGCGCUGCUGGGUGAGGCUCAGGUGGCCGAGCACCGAGCCCAGAACCACCUUCAGAGAUCUCUUCAGCUGAAGGUCUUCCUCACUUGGAGAGAAGCAACAGCUGGUGCAGUGUUGAAGCAGCGCCAGCAGAGGGCAGCAGUCAGUCAGACUCAACAGGUCAUAAAUCAAGCGCUCCUGCUGCACUCUUUCAGACACUGGAGGAAACGAACCAGAGAGGCCCGGAGGCAGAGGAGGAACAUGGAGAGAGCCGCACAGCAUCACAACUCCAAACUGGUCUGUAAAACUCUUACAGCCUGGAACAAGUUUCACCAACAGCAGCGGAGAAAAAAGGUGAUGAAACGGCAAGGUCUUCUGCUGCUGAGGCUAAAGAUGUACCAGAAGUUCUUUGAGCUGUGGAAAAUAAAGCUGCAGCACAGGCGGCGAGAAGCUAACCAGAUGGAACAAGCUCUCUGGCACUGGUCCCUCACCCUUCAGGCCAAGGUGCUGUGUGUGUGGAGGCUGUGGGUCUCAGAGCAGCGCAGCAAUCGAGAGCAGGCAGCCAGAGCUGCUCAGGUGUACAGAGCCCAGCUGCUGCGGGAGGGUGUGUCGUGUAACCUCACAUACGCAGCGCACAUGAACGAUCUCACAACGAGCCUAACGCAGUUCAGCCAAGAACAAAGAUCACAGCAUCUGCAGAGUGUCGUUAAACGUUGUGCCAUGAGGUGGAAGCAACAGGCUCUGUGCAAACCGCCAAAAGAGCAACAGGCCCAACCUCCGAAAAAGAGUGUGACCUUCUGUCUGACCGAGCCUGCAUUUGGCCGCGUUCUUACAUCUGACUCAGAGGAGCAGGAAGAUGGAGCUCUCAGGCGAGACUCGCAUCAGAGUCCACUUGUAUCUACUGAAACAUAUGCAGCCGACUCAACCUUGGAAAACCAAAACCGAGACAUUCUUCUGCCUCCUUCUGCCUUCAUGACCUCAGGGACUCAAAAUAAAUUGGACCAGUCCAGCUCCUCUAGUCCUGAAGAGACUCUACUCAUGCGUUUUUAUCAUCCAACCCCUCCUGUCAAUUUCCGCCCAUCAGCUUGUCCAGACUCAAAUAUGAGAACCGUCAGAAGAGCAUGUGAGAAUCCUUGUGUGGAUGAUGAAUCGGCUCUGACACGAGAGCUUCUCAGCAUUCAGCAGGACAUGAGGAGCUUCCAGCAGAGCAGGAAGCAGCUUCGAGCAUGGCGAAAGCUGAAAAACGUGUUAAAGAGCUGGCUGCAGACAAGCGCAGAGGAAGAACAACCGGAAACGAAUGCAGUUGGUGAAGAGUUGAAUGAGCUGGAGGAGCGCAUCAAAAUCCUCUCCACUGAGCUGGACCGAAGGAAACCAACGAUGCUUCUUCAUGCAGAGAAAAUACAACAUCUACAGUCGCUUCUCCAUGCUUCAGGAGUUCACUCUGUCUGCUGGGAAUGAAAAAGGAAACAAGAAAUGUUCAUUUAACUCACUUUGGACCGUUCGUCCACUUCUCUAAAGACAAGCUAAAGCACAACCAAACAACAUAUUUAGCUAAAAUGUUGUGUUUUUUUUUUUUUGCAGACCCUUUAAUUCUUGCAGUUUUCAUCCUUAUUAGCUAUUUUAGGUAAAUCAACCCAAUAUUCUAGUUAAAUAAAACUAAAAAAGUCCUGAAAUUCUUCAUCAUAUAUGAAAAACACAUUAAAGUACUUCAAAGUGUAAUUUGUAAAAUAUUGGAUGUGGGUCCUCCUUGUGGCAGAUGGUGUUAAAUAUUUUCCAUAUGUGUGCAAAAAGUGACUUUUCAGAGGAGUUGCCGUUACACAAUAAGCCUUCUUCUCCGUACGAACCAGAGCUUCAGAUAUUCUGGAGAAGCCGCGUGAGAAAAUCAGGUGCUUCAGACUAAGAAGAGAACUUCUAUCUGCUGCUGUUUUAUCUGAAUCAUUGGAUCCACAGAAGCCUAAAAUGAGAGGAUUAUGUAAGAUUUUACUGUUUAUCAGUGUCUGCUGCAUCAGGGGUGAGUGUCGCUGCAUCGUUUUUUUUGUUUGUUUGUUAAGCCCAUCGACAUUAAUAUAUACAUUAAGGUUAAGCCUCAUUGUGACAUCAUUGUUCAGAGUGAUAUUUGUAUUGCAGAUUUUGUGGUCUCUUUUUUUCACCAGAACUUUAUUAAAACAUUACAGUUUUUCUAAAAACAGCAUUCUCCUUUUGCACAAAGCUGCUUAAAAGUGACCAUU
This is a messenger RNA of Nothobranchius furzeri (turquoise killifish), 3718 nucleotides long. It is a transcript of the gene sfi1, whose product is annotated as SFI1 centrin binding protein. Gene Ontology annotation, molecular function: phosphatase binding. NCBI's taxonomy places the organism in Eukaryota, Metazoa, Chordata, Actinopteri, Cyprinodontiformes, Nothobranchiidae. The record is from RefSeq and is a predicted model, not a curated record.